Entrophospora candida is the source of this 165-nucleotide messenger RNA. The record is from the annotation of a GenBank genome assembly. NCBI's taxonomy places the organism in Eukaryota, Fungi, Glomeromycota, Glomeromycetes, Entrophosporales, Entrophosporaceae.
AUGGCUGAUUCUACUAGUGCUACGUUAACGACUUCAACAACUAAGACUGCUGAUGCUACAACUACUAAUGCCGUUGAUGCUACUAUCAUUACCAUCACCAUUGCCGCUGCUGAGACCACCAGCACCGAUGCUAAUAUUAUAAGGAAGGAAGAAGGAGGAUUUUGA